Molecule: messenger RNA, 1767 nt
Organism: Lacerta agilis (Sand lizard)
Lineage: Eukaryota; Metazoa; Chordata; Lepidosauria; Squamata; Lacertidae
Gene: UTP18
Product: UTP18 small subunit processome component
Exons: 14
Coding region: 26-1639 (537 amino acids)
Biological process (GO): rRNA processing
Cellular component (GO): Pwp2p-containing subcomplex of 90S preribosome; small-subunit processome
Molecular function (GO): protein binding
Source: RefSeq, a predicted model, not a curated record
UUGUGGUCCUGAAGGCAGAGGCAGCAUGGAGGCGAGGGCUGAGAGUCGGCGAGACGCGUCGAAGGGCAGAAAGCGGCCUCGGGUCGGAAAAGGGCGGCUUGAAGGAGGCGAGGAGCGAGGCGUCCACAUGGCUGCCGCCGCGGAGGAGAUCCGUCGGGCUCAGCACUUGGCUCUCGUGGCGGAGAAGCCCGCGGCGGAGCGUGGCCUGGAGGAGCUGCUGUUUGGGGACGUGGAGGAAGGAGACGACGACCUGCAGCGUCUGCAAGGCCCGCUGGCGCAGGUCAGUGAUGUGCUCAGUGGGAAUCUCCUUGAAGGAGAAUCUGAUGACUCAGAAAUGGAGAAUGAAAUAGAAGACAACUUUCUUCCAUCUGAAAAACCAGCAUGGGUGGAUGAAGAUGAUGAAGUUGAGGAAAUAAUUGACAUGACCCAUCGAUAUCGAAAAAACAUGAUGAAAAGUGAUGCAGAAAAGAAGCUUACAAAGGAAAAACUUCAAAGAAGACUUCAAGAACAAUUUCAGAGCGCAAUGGGAGCAACCCCUUCCUGGGCACAGAGGGACAGGAAGAAGAAAGUAAGAAAAGCCAGAGAUGAAGAUGACAGCGAAGAUGAAGGGGAUGAACUAAUGCACAAGACGGGCAAUUUCGUGACAGUGUCAGACUCCUUACCAAGAGGCAUUCUACAGAUGAAAAACUGCUUGUGGGCUAAUAAUGAACGUCUGUCAGAUGCAAAACUGACAACUGUGCAGUUCCAUCCUUCUGCUCAAGUUAUUAUGACUGCUGGGCUGGAUCGGUCUGUAUCACUGUUCCAGGUGGAUGGCAUCACUAAUCCAAAGAUACAGAGCAUUCACCUGGAAAGCUUUCCAGUGUACAAGGCACGUUUUAGUGCAGAUGGAGAGCAAGUUAUUGCAACUAGCAUACACAACAAGCGGUUCUAUAUAUACGACAUGAUGGCUGGAAAAAUUAUUCCUGUAACCCAUAUCAGAGGUUUAGAGGAGAAGUUUAUCAAAAAUUUUGAAGUAUCACCAGAUGGAAGAUUCCUGCUCCUUAAUGGAACAUCAGGCUAUCUGCAUUUGUUAACAAUGAAGACGAAAGAGCUUAUUGGGAGCAUGAAAAUUAAUGGAAAGUCUAUUGAAUCAUCUUUCUCUCCAGAUAGCAGCAAAAUCUACACGCAUUCUGUUCAGGGUGAAGUUUUCAUAUGGGAUGUAAAAAGCAGACGAUGCCUAAACAGAUUUUCUGACGAAGGUAGUUUGUGUGGUACAUCUAUUGCAGUCUCCAAAAACAACCAAUAUGUGGCAUGUGGUUCCAGUUCUGGAGUUGUGAAUGUGUAUGCUCAGGACGAUUGUCUCAGAGAAACUAGUCCUAAGCCUCUUAAAGCUAUAAUGAACUUGGUCACACCUGCAACAUCAUUAUCCUUCAGUCCCACCACUGAAAUAUUGGCAAUUGCUUCUAAUAAAGUAGAUGAAGCGGUAAAGCUGGUGCACAUUCCUUCAUUUACUGUAUUCUCAAAUUUUCCGGUGUUCAGAAGAAAGUUAAUAUACUUGGCUAACUCCAUGGACUUCUCACCCAGAAGUGGAUAUUUUUCCAUAGCAAAUAGCAAAGGCAGAGCUUUAUUGUAUAGGUUGAAACACUACUCAGAUUUCUAAACUGAUAACUUUAGACUGAGAUGGUGUACCCUGUGACUUUAAGAAAGUGGAUUAACUUUUCUUCAUUGCCUUGAUGUAUUUAUACGUAUGUGCGUUUGUAGCAAUACAUAGCUUUUGAAUAACAGAAA